UGCCUGGGGUCACCUGACGAUUAGGAUCACAACAGCCUUUUGGCUACGGAAGAACUAAGGUAAGGCCAGGCAGCCUCCGACUCCAUACGGAGUGCUAAAAUGCGGACCUGCGCAACACGAGUCUGGUUUACCGAGUAUUACUUUUUUUUUUUUUCUUUUCUCAUUAUUGACACGCCCCUUCAUGGGUUGGUUCAUGUGCGCCCUCUCCUCACAUCCCGCGUUGCGAGCCUCUUGUGUACAGUCAUCAUUCCCGUGAACCUACCAUGCCAUGUAUAUUAGUGAAUUGCUGUGGACAUCAACUUAACAGCACAAGUUUUAUCCU
Molecule: messenger RNA, 322 nt
Organism: Aspergillus piperis CBS 112811
Lineage: Eukaryota; Fungi; Ascomycota; Eurotiomycetes; Eurotiales; Aspergillaceae
Exons: 1
Coding region: 100-279 (59 amino acids)
Source: RefSeq, a predicted model, not a curated record